Molecule: messenger RNA, 4656 nt
Organism: Tuber aestivum (summer truffle)
Lineage: Eukaryota; Fungi; Ascomycota; Pezizomycetes; Pezizales; Tuberaceae
Source: the annotation of a GenBank genome assembly
AUGCCGCUCCCUAAGUUCCUCCGCAAGCAGACGCCAGUGCUCGUUCCUCUUCUCCGGCGAUCAAUUCAGGCUCCUGUUCUGGUAGCGGGGUCUAGCAGGAGGGCGUUCGCCAAUUCAAUCUCUAGACGCAAUUCUGCUCCCACCGAUUCCACACUUACCUCCGAUACCCCAGAGUCAAAACCAUUACCGUUGCUUUCAGAUGUGACCAGUGCGUUUGACGAGACGCCGGAGGAUCCUCAACCGGACUGGGGCCUGGGUUCGACACCCCCAGAAGAGGCGACGGGGGAGCCGGGGGGAGAUGCUUUUUCCGAGGAUACGGAUGGGGGACUAAGGUUGAAAAAGGUUUUCAUUGAUCACCGUUCCCGGAUUAGCAUUUUCCGGCCAGUCCUUUCCCGUGGUGGACCUACUAUUCGUAGACGAAAUACUGAUCUUGAGUCCGGCGAGCCUUCGGCAGAGUGGGAGCGGUGGCAGAGUAAUUUCCGUAUUCGAAGAGUCACGACCGAAGGCCUUGCAAAGGUCUCGCGAGUCUACCGAAUACCGGUUUCCAUGGUUGAGAAGGAUGUUGAUCCUACCCGUGCUAAGCUGGACGGUCUAUUGAUGAAAGUUGAGGUCCCCCGGGCAUUGGGGGCUACCAUGGGCCGCAUGGUGUACAUUAGCCCAGAGUACCUAGUUAGGGAAUGGAACUUUUGGAAGCGCGGGCACAAGCGGACUAUGGAACAGGAAUCGCCGUUCGCUAUAGAGUUGGGUAUCGAGAUGACCAAAUUGACAACGAGGGAGAUAUACAAUUAUUGGUAUGCGCAAGAGGGCUUGGGGGGGCGUCCUACUCCAGAACUGGAAUUUGUGCAGAGCUUGGUGAGGGAGACUCGGCGUUCGUAUGUGAGGAAUUCGCUUGUCCUCAAGGACACUGUUGACUCUCUGCGGUAUUCCCGCAACGUUAAACGGAUCAUAGAAUCCCUAGAGAGCGGCGGUAUCCUUUUCGAGGCUUCGAGGGGCCCGGAGUGCGUACUGUCUCGAAUGGACGCGCUGAGAGAAGUGACCGACAUGGGACAGAAGGUGAUCUUUCAGCUAGAGAAGUAUAUUGAUUAUAUCUCUGUUCGCGGACUGGACGAUAAGAGCAAACGGCCUGGACAGACAUGGGGUUUUGCAAAUUUUAUGUUGAGAAAUGCUCUUCUCUCCUCGGACCGGAAUGAUUCCAACAUAAAAACCUAUCUGGAUACUCCGAGGGAUCAGGAUAUUGUCGAGUACUCGGCGAUCAACCGGACAUACCAUCUGCCCCGGGUUCAGGUCCUUGAAAAGAUAUACCAGAGCUUUGGUUCGUUCCUUGGUUUGGCGGAAAUGGGGGUGAGACACCUUAUAAGGCGGAAACGGAGCCUAACCGAGCUUGCGUUAGAGGCAUAUGAGAAAAUUCUGGAUAGGAUCCGUCGAAACACAGAGUUGCUAUCCAACGCACCAUUAGAGGGAAGUGGUGAAGGCCCUGGCGUCCCCUUCUACGGGAAGGAUAAGCAUGCUUCGAGGCACUACGCUCGGGUCCAAGUGGUAGAAAAGAUAGUCCAACAGCAGGAGAGGGCGAUCUUCCUGGCCAUCGAGUGUUUGCGAGUAAGCCCGCUCCGGCGAUUGACCAUCCGGAGAGUCUGGUUCGGAACCCCGCCAACGCACCCCUUUCCGCCUUAUAAAGUUCUACGCUUUGGUGGUGCACGGCGAUAUUCCACGAUUGCCCCUCGACCACCCAGCAGUUCUAUGCCUGGCGUGCCUAUGGGGCUGCCUCGAAAUUCCGGGAAAAAGACUCGCUCGAUAAGGGAGAGAUUUGAAGAGAAGGAAAAGCUCAGAAAGGAUGCUCUGGAGGGGAUUAGCCCUAAUAUCGCAAUGAAAGAUCUCUCAGCCGAAGUGGUUCCAAGUGUGGAUUCAACGGAUGAUAUUCUUGGACAUAAUUGGGAGGGCCUCGGGGAUAUGUCAGAACUCUUAGACGCAAGCGCAGCGAAGCCGCUGGAGAUUGGAGAUCUAAGUGAGGUUCGGUGAGUACGGUCGAUCCCAAACCCUUCAAACCCUUCUCCCGGGUGCGCGAGUGCUGAUAGGUCGUCCAGGAGCGGGAACCAAGCGGAAUUGGGACUUUAUCUCAGACCUACGCCCGGCGGUGAGCCAACCGCUGACUUUUUAAUGACAAGCGGGAACAUUGUCCAACGCCACCUCCCCCGAAUCACCUUUUCCGUCUCGGAAUUUGUCCCAAGGGCUAGGGUCGAGGGUUUUAUCACGUACUACGGCCAGAUGAUCAGGAAGAUGAGUGAAAUUAACGGGUCGGAGUCAGACCCCGGUGAUAUCGCCGCUCCCAGAAGUGUCACGGAAGACAUACUGGACCCAGUCCGCCGAUUCGGGGCGGCGGCAGCGAGGCUCUACGCGGCACACCGGCCUGCUUUUGACGGGCUUUAUACAAAAUGGGCUGACGAGACAGAAGAGCGAAAGAUCACCUUAUACGAAGCGACGGAGCUGGCCUUUGGCGUGGGCUGUAACAAGGAUCCCAAUUACAACGCGAUGCUUUACGCUGCGCACACAGCCCUCAUGGGCGAUGGGUUGCACUUCAUGGGAGACAGGGGUAUGCACAGGGCCACGAACGUCUUCAGGGUUCGGAGCAAGAAGGAUAUUAGAAUGAUUGACUCCGUGACAAAGUUGAUCAGGAAGACCGCCGACGAGCAACAGGCUAGCGAUGAAUCUAGCCGAAAGCCAGCAGAGGACACUGGACGGAGAAUCAUGGCCAAAUUUAUUGAGAAGGCCAACUACUUGAUCGACCUAAGCCGGGAGUACGAGAAAGAGGUCCUAGUUGGCAGGAAGAAGGGUGCGCCGUUGGUUGAGACGGAGGAGAUUGAAGAACUCAAAUGGGAUGAGAAUGACAAGUUUUUCAUCGAGUAUGUGAAGGCUAGGGUUCUCAAAUACGGUCUGCAAAAGACCCCCAUUGAUGGACUCGCCCCAGUGAUCCUGAGAGCUACGAAUAGAUAUGGUGAAGUUCUGGAUGCGCUUGCGGCGGAUACCUUUUUGAGGGAGAUAGGUGCCUGGAGUAAGUGGGAGAAUACCAGUUUGCAUCAGUCCGACUUGGAUCUUCCGGGACUGGGUAGGUCCGAGCUUGGAGACGAGGACGAGAAUAAGCUCCAGAUUUUGAGUCAGAAAGACGCAAUCGAGGGGUUAGGGUUCACGGAUGCCAUGCAUACUGUUCGGAAAGACUGGGGAGACAUGGAAGUGUUCACAAUCGAUGACCCUGACGCACACGAGAUUGACGAUGGCGUUUCACUGCAAAGGGUAUCCGGUACUGAGAAUUGGGUGCACGUCCACAUCGCAAAUCCCGCGGCAUUCAUACCGGAAGACCACUGGAUCACUGAGAUUGCCAAGCGGAGAGCCACAUCACAUUACCUCCCGGAUAAGGUUUACAGCAUGCUUCCAGGGGCAAUCACCGGUGUAUUCUUGGGCGUAGCGCCGAACAAACCAGUAAUGUCCGUAAGCAUAAAAGUCAACGACAACGGCGAGAUUCUCGACUACAAAAUCCAUGCAGGCUUCGUCCGGAACGUGCGAAGGACAACCUAUGACGCUGUAGACCGCGCAUUGGGUAGCUACAGAACUACCGAAUUCAAAGUGGACCUAAGGAUCGGCAAGCUCCCAGAGAGCCAGGGAGUCGCGCCGGGGGUAAAUGGGUUUACUCCCCAGCAGCGCCGCGAUUUACAGAAGCUCCGGGAGAUAGCCCUCGCGGUGCGCCGUCGCAGAACCAGAGACGGAUUGAUCGCAGCUUCGCCCAUGAAUCUGCGCGUAGAGGUGGACAACGGCCUCGGAUCCCAAAACCAUCCUUACAACUCCAACUACCCUGUCCUCUAUCGCGGUCAUCCAGCAGUGCGCCUGACAGUGGCCGACCCAAUGGACGUCGAGUAUCGGGAUUCCCAGUUGAUGGUGUCCGAGAUGAUGUCCCUAGCAAACAACGUCGUAUCCAUCUGGUCCCGCGAGCGCGGGCUCGCAAUGCCGUAUCGCGUAAUGGAGUACGACUACCGGCGCCCGGAUGUCGUUCGAGCCAUCGAAGAAACCGUGCUACCACGGCGCACAGACCUCGGCCGCUCACCCUUUGAAUCGGCAAUCCGCUGGCUAAUGCUCCUGGGACAAACCCGCCUCCAAGCCAGACCGGGACCGCACAUGCUCAUGGGUUUGCCGACUGGUUACACCAAAACCACCAGCCCGCUACGUCGGUACUCGGACAUGCUCGCGCAAUACCAGAUUCAAUCGGUUCUGCUAGGCCAGUCACCCAAGACCCGCGCACAGCUAGAGCCAAUGUUAGCCUCCGUCCAGCGGACGGAACAGACGGCGAGGCAUAUCUCAAAAGAAGCCAGCCGCCUCUGGUCCGCUGUGGCUAUAAAACGCGCCUGGGAGACCGGGCUGGAGAAGUACACGUUCCCAAAGAAGCUCAGCUUCCUGGUCAUAGAGAAGCAUCACUCGCCUACGCCGUGCAAUGGCUUCGUCCGCGAGUUGGGACUCGCGGGCAAGAUGCGCUUUGCGGAUAAGCGCGAUGAGGAUAAGAUCCAGGUUGGCGACGUGGCCAGCGUCAAGAUUUGCGAUGUUAGGCUCUCUGAGCGCUAUGUCUGGGUUGAAUUUACGGGGGUGGUGGUGGAGGCUCCCGGGCUUGAGGUUUAG